AGCUGUUGGUUGGAAAGUUGUUAGCAAGUGGGGGCUGACAGUGUUUUGGGUUUUUGGGGUCUCUCUCAGUAUUAUUGUGGGGCUGCCAUUGCCUCUCACGUAACUACGAACUACGCCAAGUGUUUGCUUAUAAUUAGUGCAAGUGGAUUGGAGCAAAUACUGCCCCCCUCUCGAGCGCAAGUGGUCACCAGUGCCGCCGUUCAAAGAGCAACGUUCGGUGCUUUAAAAGUCUCCACCAACAAAAGGAGGGAGCCACCCGCCCCAAUCAUCCAGUCAUCGUUUUGUGACUUUCUCCCGAAGGCCCUGAACGACACAGGAAUCAAAUGAAACAAAGCAGUCUCCAGUUCCCCGCCCACACAUAGCAGUCGUCUCCAGGGCAGGCGCGAAGCGACAAUAAAGAAAGAGCUUCUUUGUUGUCUUUUUGUCCAUUUCAUUUGCAACGGAAGAACAGCCAACAGCUACACGCAUAGCCAGACCCAGAAGUGAAUCUCGAAAAGCUGCACAGACAACAUGACGGAGAGCGAGGAGCUGAUGAAUAAGUAUGGCGAACCCUUGCGCUAUGAUAGGAAUUUCAAGGGACCACGACAGAGGGAUCGCAGCUGCACGGAUGUGCCCUGCCUGCUGCUGUUUGCACUCUUCCUGGCUGGCUGGGGCUUCAUUGCCCACUAUGCCAUCACCCAUGGAGAUCUCAAUAAGCUGAUGGUGCCGACGGAUUCGUUUAAUCAAAAGUGCGGCAUCGAUUCGUCUGUGCUGCACAAGAAGCAUUUGUUCUUCUUCAAUUUGGAGCAGUGCAUUGAUCCGCUUGUGCCGAUUACUGGCUGCCCCACACCACAAGUUUGCGUGGAGAGCUGUCCCACUCAGACGUUCAUCUGGGACACAAUGCACGACAGCCUAAGCUAUGAGGAGCUGCGGAGUCGCCUCAUCUGUUUGACCGACGAACACAAGGCCAACAUUCGCAGCAAGUCCGACAUGCAGCGCGCCAUCGAUCAGAAUCUCUGCGCUCGCUGGUACAUCAAGAGUGCGCCCUUCCUAAAUCGCUGCAUAUUCGAAUUCUCGCCACAGAUGUGCGAGUUCAUUCCCUCGUUUCUGCUCAAGGGCGGACGCUCGCGUCGCCAGUUGAUGCUGAUGCCCGGCAAUGCCACCUCAGAGCCGGAACUGCAGGCUCAAGCUAUGGCCUUGAGCAUGUCGCAGGCGCUGGUGUUGCCGCAAUCGAAUGGCAGGCUGGAGCCCGUGCAGGAAGAGCCGGCGGUUCAGUGCCGACGAAGACUAAACGAUGCCGUCAUCAAGGAGAAGAUGAAACAAACAGACACCCGGCUGGCCAAGAUGGUGGGCAAUUUGGUGGCACAUUUCUACAACGGCACCCACGAUGCCCAGCGGCUGGGCGAGGAGAUUGUCGAGGAUCUCGUCAAUUCGUGGUCCAUUGUGCUAGUGGCCUGCUUCUGCACACUGAUCGCCUCGCUGGUGUUUAUUGCCCUGAUGCGUUGGCUCUCGGCGCCCAUACUGUGGUUCUCCAUCUUUGCCGUGCUCACCGGGCUCCUGGUGGCCAUCUAUUACACUGUGCGGCAGUACAUCUUCUGGGAGAAGACACCCACUGUGCCCAUACAUGGCCUCAAUCUGCAGUCGACAGUGAAGAAUGUGCUGCAGAACCAAAGCACCUGGCUCUAUCUGUCCAUCUUUGUGGGCGUGUGCUUUGUGGUGAUCCUGCUGUUGGUUAUUGUUCUGCGUAAGCGCAUCCGCAUUGCCAUCGCCCUGACCAAGGAGGGCAGCAAGGCAGUGAGCAGUGUCUUCAGCACCGUCUUCUUCCCGAUCUUUUCAUGGGUGCUCUUCAUAGCCACGAUUGCCUUUGCCAUCGGUGUGGGCCUGUAUCUUGGCUCCAUUGGAGAACUGUCAUUCCGCAUGGUGCAGCGACUGAACGAGGCCGGUCAAGUGACCAACGAGCCCUGUGUGUGCGAGGGACCAGCCAUUAACUAUACACUGGGCAGUGCCUGUGAUCCGCAGCUGUUUGAGAAGCAUUGCUACAACAAACAGGCCUCGACGACUGGCUUCUUCCAGCAAUCGCAGCGUGUGGCCUGCUCCCAGACGACGUGCAGCUUCCUGGACAUCGACAAUCCGCCGCUGGUCAGGUGGGCCAUCUUCUACAACAUUUUCGGCUUCCUGUGGCUGAGCUUCUUCAUCUCGGCCUUCAGCGACAUGGUGCUGGCGGCCACAUUCGCCAGCUGGUAUUGGACAUUCAAGAAGCGAGAUGUGCCCUACUUUACGCUGGCACGUGCCUUCGGCCAGACGGCAUUCUAUCAUUUGGGCACGCUGGCCUUUGGCUCGCUCAUCCUGGCCGUGGUGCGCCUCAUCCGCCUGGUGCUGGAGUACAUCAAUGAGAAGCUGAAGAAGUACGACAAUGCGGUGACCAGAGCGAUACUCUGCUGCAUGCGCUGCUUCUUCUGGCUGCUGGAGACAUUCCUGAAGUUCCUCAAUCGCAAUGCGUACAUCAUGUGCGCUAUUCACGGCAAGAACUUUUGCACCAGCGCCAAGGAUGCCUUCAAUCUGAUAAUGCGAAACUUUUUGCGCGUCAUAACAUUGGAUCAGGUCACCGAUUUUCUCUUCUUUAUAUCCAAGUUGCUGCUCACAGCCGGUGCGGGCGUGGCUACAUAUUAUUUUCUGGCCAACAAUCCGGCCAUUGUGCAGCUGCAUUAUAGAGCCGUGCCCACCACAGUGGUGGUCAUAGCCGCCUUUCUGAUAACCAGCGUGUUCUUCGGUGUUUAUUCGACGGCUGUAGAUACGCUGUUUUUGUGCUUCCUCGAGGAUUGCGAGCGAAACGAUGGCACGCCCGAAAAGCCCUUCUUUAUGUCCAAGCAGCUAAUGAAAAUUCUCGGAAAGAAGAACAAGCUGCCGCCGCGGCAGCGUCGCAGCAAGUAAGGAGAACGGAAAAGACAGUGCAAACUUAUCUAAAACUAUAUUUAUAAAUAUUAUAUUAUAUAUGUAUAAACCCUUAUCUAUUGGGUUGUGAGCGAAACCAUUGCUCAAAGCCGCCGCCGAGUAUGAAGAUGAUGAGAGAGCUGCAAAAAGAUUUACAUCAAAUGUAUGCAAAUGCAACUUUUUUUUGUUGAAAGAAUUUGCCAGUACCUUUAAUCUCCAAAAAUCACCCUUAAAAUUUGUAAAUUUAAUUUGUUUAUGGAUGAUGGAACGAAAGUCUGUCCUGGACAUCAUGUGAUAAGCGCAUACGAAACUAAAGAUAAAGACACAAAAGCAAUAUAAGAGUUUACACAAACAUUUACAUCCAGUGAUUGGCGAUUGAUAUAUCCAAAAGAUAUAGCUCUGGCCGAUCCACUAAUUUACAUAUCUCUCGUUGUACCAUUUGAUUUAUUUUUUGCAUACAAAUUGGCACUCAUAUUUAACGAAUUUAAUAAAAUUGAAUUCCCCCAAACAUGUUUUUUAGUUUAUGUUUCCCCAUUUUACCAUUCCAUUCCAUUACUUUUAUUUCCAUGAAAAAAGGCUCAUUGGAAAGUCUGAUUGGUGCGAAAAGUGCAACAAAAGUGAGAUAAAUGCUAGUUCGUAAGUUUUAUAAAUUUCGAAUACAUCAUUAUAAUAAUAAUAAUAAACAUUAAAUACUGCCACA
Drosophila guanche is the source of this 3610-nucleotide messenger RNA. RefSeq names its product CTL-like protein 2 (gene Ctl2). NCBI's taxonomy places the organism in Eukaryota, Metazoa, Arthropoda, Insecta, Diptera, Drosophilidae. Gene Ontology annotation, cellular component: membrane. Gene Ontology annotation, biological process: transmembrane transport. Gene Ontology annotation, molecular function: transmembrane transporter activity. Bases 511 to 2910 code for a protein of 799 amino acids. The record is from RefSeq and is a predicted model, not a curated record. The transcript is spliced from 4 exons.